Molecule: messenger RNA, 348 nt
Organism: Dentiscutata erythropus
Lineage: Eukaryota; Fungi; Glomeromycota; Glomeromycetes; Diversisporales; Gigasporaceae
Source: the annotation of a GenBank genome assembly
UCAUCACAUAUUUUUAAUUCGGAAGAUAUAGUAAAUGAAAAUAACGAAUUUUCAGAAACCGUAACUAUAAUUGAUAGCUUUUCAGAUUCCAAGGAAUUCUCUGAUAGUGAUGGGGAAGUAUCUUCUGAUGACAAUGACUCCAAUGCUGAUGAAACGAAUUUGAAAGAUUCAUCUAAGCAUGCAUCCAGUUCGGGGGUAUCACCUUCAUCUAUAAUUUUUUCAGGAGACGAAUUUUUAAUAAUAUUUAAGACGAAAGUUUUGAGACAUGAGAUAUUGUUACUCGAAAAAAUACCCCAACUCAAAAUAGCAUUACGUCCGAAAGUUCAUUAUAGCGGAAACAAUAUAUAG